Molecule: messenger RNA, 6526 nt
Organism: Scatophagus argus
Lineage: Eukaryota; Metazoa; Chordata; Actinopteri; Scatophagidae
Product: aconitate hydratase, mitochondrial-like
Exons: 18
Coding region: 40-2385 (781 amino acids)
Biological process (GO): tricarboxylic acid cycle
Cellular component (GO): cytosol; mitochondrion
Molecular function (GO): aconitate hydratase activity; 4 iron, 4 sulfur cluster binding
Source: RefSeq, a predicted model, not a curated record
GUCACAUUAGCGUGACAAUCAUCUUUGUCAGUGAACAAAAUGGCGUCUUACUGUUUGACUGUCACUAGACUUCGGCUGGCCCUUGGGACUGGGGCAAGGCGAUUUCAUGUCUCCGCAGCCCUCAGUGCCCAGGCCAAGGUGGCUAUGAGCCGCUUUGAGCCCACCUCCAGCAUUAACUAUGGGAAGAUGCAUGAGAACAUCAACACUGUACGCAGGAGGCUUGGCAGGCCUCUCACUCUGUCGGAGAAGAUCGUGUAUGGUCACUUGGAUGACCCAGCAGGACAGGAGAUUGAUCGCGGCCGCACCUAUCUGCGCCUGCGCCCAGACCGCGUGGCCAUGCAGGAUGCUACUGCUCAGAUGGCAAUGCUUCAGUUCAUCAGCAGUGGCCUGCCCAAGGUGGCGGUUCCCUCCACCAUCCACUGUGAUCAUCUCAUUGAGGCACAGAUCGGAGGGGCUCAGGACCUGGAGAGGGCUAAGCAAAUGAACGAGGAAGUGUACAACUUUCUUUCAACAGCUGCUGCCAAAUAUGGAGUUGGCUUCUGGAAGCCAGGAUCAGGAAUCAUCCAUCAGAUCAUUCUGGAGAACUACGCCUAUCCUGGAGUGAUGCUGAUUGGUACAGACUCCCACACUCCCAAUGGCGGUGGCCUGGGUGCAAUCUGUAUUGGAGUGGGUGGAGCUGAUGCCGUUGAUGUCAUGGCUGGAAUCCCUUGGGAGCUCAAGUGUCCCAAAGUGAUUGGAGUGAGGCUGACAGGAGCCUUGUCGGGCUGGACCUCUCCGAAGGAUGUCAUCCUGAAGGUGGCUGGCAUCCUGACUGUGAAGGGUGGCACUGGAGCCAUUGUGGAGUAUCAUGGGCCUGGAGUUGACUCCAUCUCUUGUACUGGAAUGGCCACUAUCUGUAACAUGGGUGCUGAGAUUGGAGCCACUACAUCCGUGUUCCCCUACAACCACCGUAUGAGAACAUACCUGGAGAAGACUGGGCGUGGAGAGAUUGCAUCUGAGGCUGAACAGUUCAAAGAUGACCUGGUCCCAGAUAAGGGCUGUGAAUACGAUCAGAUCAUUGAGAUUAAUCUGAGUGAGCUGAAGCCCCACAUCAACGGGCCGUUCACCCCAGACCUGGCCCACCCUGUGUCUGAUAUCGGGGCUAUAGCUAAGAAGAGCGGCUGGCCCCUGGAGGUUAAAGUUGGUCUGAUUGGCAGCUGCACCAACUCGAGUUACGAGGACAUGGGCAGAGCAGCCUCUCUGGCCAAGCAGGCUCUGGAUAAAGGUCUGAAGUGCAAGGCCCAGUUCACAGUCACUCCUGGGUCUGAACAGAUCCGUGCCACUAUUGAGAGGGAUGGAUAUGCCAAGAUCCUGAGUGAUGUUGGGGGAAUCGUAUUGGCCAAUGCUUGUGGGCCCUGCAUCGGCCAGUGGGACAGGAAGGAUGUGAAGAAAGGAGAGAAGAAUACUAUUGUCACAUCCUUCAACAGAAACUUUACUGCCAGGAAUGAUGCUAACCCAGCUACUCAUGCUUUCGUCACCUCUCCUGAGAUUGUCACUGCCCUGGCCAUCGCUGGGACCCUCAAUUUUAACCCAGAGACUGACUACCUGACUGCUCCUAAUGGAGAGAAGUUCAAGCUGGAACCCCCUACUGGUGAUGAGCUGCCCUCCAGAGACUUCGACCCCGGCCAGGACACCUACCAGCACCCCCCAGGAGAAGGCAGCUCAGUCGAGGUGAACGUGAGCCCCUCCAGCAACCGUCUGCAGUUGCUGGAGCCUUUCGACAAGUGGCAUGGAAAAGACCUGGAGGAAAUGAGAAUCCUCAUCAAGGUGAAGGGAAAAUGCACCACUGACCACAUCAGUGCUGCAGGGCCUUGGCUGAAAUUCCGUGGCCACCUUGACAACAUCUCCAACAAUAUGCUGAUUGGUGCAGUCAACAGUGAGAAUGAUGCCGUCAACAAGGUCAAGAACCAGCUGACAGGAGAGUACGAAGGGGUACCUGAUGUGGCCCGCCACUACAAGGCCAAUGGAGUGAACUGGGUAGUGGUUGGAGAUGAGAACUAUGGAGAGGGGUCCAGCAGAGAGCAUGCUGCCCUGGAGCCACGACACCUUGGAGGACGUGCCAUCAUCGUCAAGAGCUUUGCCAGAAUCCACGAGACUAACCUGAAGAAGCAGGGCCUGCUGCCUCUGACUUUUGUUGACCCCCACGACUAUGACAAAAUUCGCCCUGAUGACAAAAUUUCAAUCACUGGGCUGAAAUCCUUUGCUCCGGGCAAGCCUCUGACAGCAGUGAUCAAGCACAGCGACGGCAGCAAGGACUCCAUCUCUCUCAACCACACCUUCAAUGAAACACAGAUCGAGUGGUUCCAGGCAGGCUCUGCCCUCAACAGGAUGAAGGAGCUGCAGUAAUUAGUGGGAGAGGAGGUUCAGGAAGGGAGAAAUGUGGGCCUAGAGAGGGGCUUAGCAAAGAGGAAGAGAUGAGAGAUGUGAACAAUAGAUGGUAACAGUUUGGUGUUAAUGUUGGUUUAGGGACAGCUGUAGUUAUGCUCAGUGAAUCAAAGAACAUACACUGUCACAAACACACACGCAAUGUCGCUGUACAGAUGAAAAGCGCACACACCCACACCCAAACACGAGCAUGUCCUCAUACAGACAGGAUUACUGUGAAAGCAGUCUCAGUCAACAGGCAGAAUUAUUGCACACAAAUGCACUCAACCAAGCAAACAUAACCGCAGCUUAGCAGCGUGGGUCUCCGUUAAAGGCAGCACCGUUCCUAGUGGCAGCACUCCGCGGUUUAAAAUCAGAUCUGUCUGUCUUAUUCAUUCACUGAGUGUAACCCCAAUGGAUGGGGUGAUAUUUUGCUAAUUUUGUGAGAGAUUGGUAACACUGCUGUAAUUCUCAAAAGAAGUUGCUUGCUCUCACCAAAGGUUGUUCCAACACCCCCCCCCCCCCCAACAGAAGCAGCACUGACAUAAAACAUUACUCAUUAUCCAUCACACUGUAUACCGUCUUUAAUGACCGUAUCUAGCAGUACACAAACCCAAUUCAGACUAUGACAAGCAUAGCUUCCUUAUUCCUACCUGCUAAAUCCACUCUAGACCAUUUCCGUUCUCCUCAUUAAUGUUCCAUCCAAACAGCUCAAUAAGCAUAGCAAGUUGUUUAACUCACAUGAAUGUACUUUUUCUUCAUUUUGUCCAAAUCUGUCACCUGAAGGUUUUUUUUCUAUAAUUACAUUUCACUUAAUUCAGCAGUCAUGAACUUCAGCACUUAUCCUUCAUUGUACUGGGCUGCUUGGUUUGAUACUCCCUGAUGCCAUGAUUAACUUGAACAAAUGUUUCCAAUUGUAGAUUGGACCCACGUGGUAAACAAACUACCACACUCACUUAUUUACUGUAAGUGGCAUCACUGACAUGCUGUCAGCCCCCCACACUGUCACAGUACAAGUGCAGAUCGAUCUCACUCUGACAUCUUGUGUUUUUGUGCUGCUGCUGUUGCACUUUUCUUUUGAGUUGAGCCAGUCUGUAGUUCACUGCGGUACCUUUCAGCUAACAUGUGAAGCUGAGUUCACCCCCUGCUGCUCUUCCAAUACUUGCUUGCUCCUUUUCUGUCUUUUCGCAUGAUAUGACACCCUAUUGUGAGAAAUUUUUUGUGUGUGAUUGUCUCUGACUAGGACAACAAACCACAACACAUACUGCGAUUGUGUUAGCACUGGUCUUGCCAUUUUUUUCUUUCCAUCUGUGUUUUGUCCACUGUGUGUGUGUGUUUAUGUUUAUGUGGUGCAUCGUUGUUCUUAUCGGGUUAACAUCGGUUUGUGUUUGCUCAUCCUGUCUCUCCUGUCUCUGAGAGGAACGUGCAGCUUAACAGUGUCAUAAAACGGCCGUGAUCGUGCUCUGUCCAGAAGAAGCUCUGUAGUUUUGUAGUAGCAAAUCCCCUGAAAUGGAGCUUCACAAAUCAGUUAGUUGUCCAGUUUGGAUGUUAUGUUAUAUUUCUCUGUCUGUCUAAGUCAGUAAGAGUUUUUUUUAUAGUUCCUUUUCACUUCGUUUGGAGAUACCAGUGUGUGGAAUUGUAACUGUAAUGUUGAGGUUGAGGUUUGGUCCGCCAUAACAGGAGAUGGGCUUCUGUCUUCUUAAACAAACAUGCGCACAAUCUAGUGUCCAGGUGCCUGUACACUAGCACUUUGUAGAGUUAGGAAUGUAGUUUUAGGUGUGCUUAGCCACGCUCCCUUCAUCCUUUGCAAAGAUUUUUCUCUUCAGCAUACAUCUCUGUUGUGUGUGACUAUUGGACUACAUACAGCUUGUAAUAUUAAUUUACUGAUACACACGUUUUCAGACAUUAGAAAAUUUUGAUUCUAGAUCAUCUUGACUGUCACAGUCUUCCCAUGAUGUAUACCUAGUUUGUGCUACUGAAACAGUGUGGUUACAUAUUUUCACAGAUUUAGGGAUGUUUGAGGUCGUUGCUUCUAUGUUUUAUAUGGGAGAACUCUUGGUCCCCUGUGCUGAAUUCUCAUCAUCAUCCUGAAAGUCUACAAAUCCGUCAGGCAGUAAAAACACUUAACCAAAUAAUUACAGUUUCUGAGGUGAAUCCCUGUGUGCUAAAAAGUCAGGAGUUUGUUUCUGUGUGUAAAUGAUACAAAGUACAGAGUAUCUGCAAUUUGUAUAGAGGUGCGUACAUAUAUAAUGAAUCAUUAUAUGAAUAUAUAUAUAUAUAUAUAAGAGUGAGAGUAAAUAACAUUCUGUAUGCUUCCUGUCUGAAUGAGAGCUGUUCAGUCUGUGACCUCAUGUAACACAGUGUCAUCAUAAACAGUUUGUGGUCUUCAGCUUCACAGUCCAGCUGACAUGUGGAUUGCGGGUUAAUGAAAGCGCUGAUAUUUAAUUGUGGUUGUUGGUUGCUGGUGGGCUUUGAUAGUAAAAAUUGACAUGUUACUGUUGGGAAGGUGACUCUUGAUAGCUUUAUGUAUUUUUUGUAAUUCAAUGAAUUAAUUAAUUUUGGUUUUGUUCAGAUUAUCUCCAGUGGCAGAGAUGUUUUGAAAUAAGAGCAGCCCAGCUUUUAGGACUAUGACAUUAAUGACUCCAUACAGGGGUUUUCAUGUUCAGUGUCCUCUGUAAGCCCAUCAUUUUGAUGGUUAAUCACUCCUCAUCACUGUAUCAGAUUUACUGCCAGAGAUGCCUAAUGAAAAUGCUGAGAUUUGAAGAAAUGAUGGUGUUGUUUGAGAAAUGACCCAUUUUUAUGUGACCUUUCAGAGAUAUGUCUACAAUAUUUGAUUAUAUAUUGGGUGUUGAUUCCUGCAGCAUUCACCAGGAUUAGUGUUUAUUUUUAAGACAUCUUACUGAUUAAUUUGAUCAUCCUAUUUCUUUUAAAGUAGCUGUUGGUGAAGCAUUUUGCUUAUACUGUGAUACAAGUUUGUGCUUUAUUGUUCAGGCAAAGGCGCUAAUGUAAAGUAACAAAUCAAAUGAUGUUGCUCAUGGAGGCGUUGUGUGGUGGCGUGCCUGUUGUGACACUUUGUACUCAGGUGUGCUCCGUUUGGUCAGGCAUCAUCUUAUAUGUGUGAAAAUAAAAUUUUCAACAUGCUUCUUCUGUCAAAAUACAAAGAAAAAUGGAUCAUGAACCGUUGUUUUCUCAUAGUGAUGAUUUCCCUAACACUCCUGUUUCAGCAUUAAACUUGAUUUUGUAACUGUAGAUGAUAAAUUAAUAAAGAGUCAGUUCUGAAGAGGUCUUUUUUGUGUUCUUCUUUGUUUGAUGAAAUCUAUAAGAUUGAUGAUGUGAUUUGCUGAGAAUUGCUGUGUUACAGUGCAUGUACAGACAGCUGAGGCAGAGUUGGUUUCAGUCAUGGAUGCUUUGUUCCAUACAGUCUUCGCAUGUAUUCUUUGACAUUCAUUAUAAAUAUCUGUUUUUAUCUAAUACUGUCAACGUGUUAAUACAAUACUGACUGGUCACACUGUCAAAACAAUAACCGCUACUUUGUUAUAUCAACAUACUUGUUUAUGCAUCUAUUUACUAACACUAUCAUGUCAAACACCUGUUCAUACUCGUGAGUAUACAUAGACUGUGUUAAUUGUAUCAUCAUCUGUCAUACUCAUUUAAGAAAUUUCAAUGAAGCACCUUGUCAUACAAAUACUACUAGUAACUAGUGUUCAUAGUUAACUUAAAAACGCACAAAGAAAUACUGUGCCUUUUCUUACAUCAUUUAGGAACUUUAUCGAAUUAAACCAAAUCAAUAGAUAAACAACCUAAAUCUAACCAUAACCUAAAUGAAAGUAAAUAUAAUACAAUAAGAGAGAUGGCGAAUUGUUGAAAUUUUAGAGACCAAAUUGCUCGUUGUGUAAAAUUAUUCCAUAUAAUAAUAACGAUCGAGCGUUAAAAAAGCUGCACUGUACCUUUAAGCUUUACGACAUGACGUAAAACACACUGUCGUAAAUUAUCACGUGGAGGCACCAUGGAUGGUUCUGAGUUUGCCGAAGAUUACUGCAGUUCAAGUCGUUUAAUUAUACAGAUUGCGAGCAUUUGCUGAUGUUUUUCUCCACUGUGAGAAAACAGGAAAUGCUGUCCUGAA